This is a messenger RNA of Astyanax mexicanus (Mexican tetra), 685 nucleotides long. Its product is annotated as phospholipase A and acyltransferase 4-like. NCBI's taxonomy places the organism in Eukaryota, Metazoa, Chordata, Actinopteri, Characiformes, Acestrorhamphidae. Gene Ontology annotation, biological process: N-acylphosphatidylethanolamine metabolic process. Gene Ontology annotation, cellular component: cytoplasm. The record is from RefSeq and is a predicted model, not a curated record. The transcript has a single exon. Bases 5 to 451 code for a protein of 148 amino acids. Gene Ontology annotation, molecular function: glycerophospholipid phospholipase A1 activity; A2-type glycerophospholipase activity.
UAAUAUGAUGAUUAUUGGACUUCAGGGCAGACCGGAGAGUCCUAAUGUGGGGGAUCUCAUUGAAUUUUCUCGUGUCAUCUACAGCCAUUGGGCAGUUUAUGUGGGAGAUGGCUAUGUCAUCCAUCUGACGAAAAAUAAAAACAAGCCUAACAAAGGAGAGGUUAAAAGAGAUCGACUUUUAUAUGUAGCCGGAUGCUUUCGUUACAAAGUCAACAACAUUUUGGACUACAAGUAUGAACGCAAAGAGAUCGAACUAAUUCUACAAGACGCAAACAGUGCCUUAGGUAAAAAUGUCACUUAUAACCUUGUGACACAUAACUGUGAGCACUUUGCAACCAAUCUACGUUAUGGAAAACCAGAAUCACUUCAGGUGAAAAAAGUACUUUACAGUGCACUAGCUAUUGGUAGUGUUACACUGCUGCUGAUAUAUCUUAAAAUAUUCAUAUUUUAAGAGAAAGAGUUAGGAAACGGGGGGAGCCCCCCCCGUAAUCUGUUAUGCCUCUCCCUCUCUGUCUACAGGAGGUCACGGCGAUGACGUAAUCUCUCUGUCCCGAGAGUACUAUUAUGCUAUAUUCCUGAAAUCAACAAAUUAUUUUUCUGUUUUCCUAUAUCGCCAAGUAUAUCGAUAUCGCAAAAAUACCCUGAAAUAUCGUGAUAUUAUUUUAGAGCCAUAUUGUCCACCGCU